AUGAAACGCAGUAUUCCCACAGUUUUGAGCUUGCUCUCAUUCUUCACAAGUGUCGCCCAAGCCAAUGUUGAAAAGACCAUCUUCUUGGGCCCACCCGCUGUCGCGAUCCCUCCUGAUACGCCGCACUUGGAUCCUCUGGGCAUGAUGCACCUCUCGCCUCAGAAUUCUGUUGUACGGACCUAUUUGAAUGCUUCAUUCCCCACGGUCGAAAUUCCGCAGGGGAUUGAGUCAUGGUUUUUCUUGGAGGAUUUGACUCCCGGGCAACGAUAUGAAGCUCGCAUCUGUUGGUUGGCGACGCAACCAACAUCCUUCACUCUAACCACAUACACCCUCUCCCAAGCAAUGAAUGACCCAAUUCUCCUCUCCUCCCUAAGCAAAUACUCAACCUCCCACCUCGCAGCACUAGCAGCAUCAGCAGCAGCAGCAGCAGCGAUAGACGACAGACCUGUCGAAACAUCCCCUCUCACCCAACAACGUCCCCAAGAAACCACCCUCAUCAACGACUCGAUUUUAUUUCUGCGCGUCCAGGCUGCCGCGGAUUACUUCUCACCAGAUCAGGCGUUGAUGCAACGAGUCCCACCUGUGGUGGUGGAUGUCAUUCUUGAUCCGUUCUUGAUGAACGUCUUUCCAAGGUCCCUGGUGCCGACGGCGGCUUGGAUGGGAGUGGUGGGUGUUGUGGCGGUGGUCGUUGCGAAGUGGGUGGGUAGGGAGCUGGGGCGGUUGAUUGACGACGCGAGGGCUGAGAGGGAUGAGGUGGAGAAGGAGAAGAAGGAGAUUUGA
Penicillium diatomitis is the source of this 780-nucleotide messenger RNA. RefSeq lists its product as uncharacterized. Gene Ontology annotation, biological process: GPI anchor biosynthetic process. The coding region runs from base 1 to 780 and encodes 259 amino acids. The transcript has 2 exons. Gene Ontology annotation, molecular function: mannosyltransferase activity. Gene Ontology annotation, cellular component: endoplasmic reticulum membrane; mannosyltransferase complex. NCBI's taxonomy places the organism in Eukaryota, Fungi, Ascomycota, Eurotiomycetes, Eurotiales, Aspergillaceae. The record is from RefSeq and is a predicted model, not a curated record.